GCUCCCUCUAAUACUAUGGAAGACAAAAACUCACGGAGAAGGCUCUCAAAGGAUGAACGUAUAUAUAUGGUGGAAAUAUAUUUCAACAAGUACAUGGAAAUGAAUCCUGGGAAAUUCCCCACGGUUUCUGAUGCUGUAAAAGAUGUUGGUGGCUCUUACUAUUUUGUUCGACAGAUCCUGCAGGAGCUGAUAUACAAUUCAAAGUUGUCCUCUAUGAGUACUAAGGAUGCUUUGGUGGAGAAACAAACCUUGAACAAGGAUGAGAUAUCCACUAACUUUGCAGAGGUUUCUCGAACAAGCAAGCUGCCAGAAAUUAUAAGCCCGAGUUCGAAAGUGGAAAGUACGGAUCCCGGUUCCAAGACUUAUGAGUUAGAGCAGGGCCCACAGUCAUCCGUUACAGUUGAGGCUAAUAUAAAUGAUGAAACCCAAAUAUUUUCAGCAGUGAAUGCCAAAUCCGAAGAUGUCGGAACUGAAUCUCAUCACUCGGUUGAUGAGCCUGAAAGCUGUCUGACCCUUGAUCCUCAAAAUAAUAUCAGAAAGGAGACUAUACAUGAAGAUAAGGUGAAAUUCGAUGGGUUGCAACCCAAGUCUGAGCCACAAGAGUCAGUAGAGGUAUCUGGAAGGGAGUUGGACGAAGUGCCUAGUAAAGAAUUGGAACCUCAAAAGAAAUCAUCAAUGUGGAAAAAUCUGAAGUCGUUUGCAAAUGAAAUUUUAGAUAUAUGGAGGAGAUCUUAAUUUUGUUUGGGGGUAUAUCAGAAAAUGAAGUUUUGCAUCUCCUCGGGAAGUACAUAGUUUUCUGCUUGAGAUUAUCAUCAAAAAAAUGAAGUUUAUUGUUUCUCCAAGAAACACUAAUCUGGUAAACUGUGCUUAUUUAUGGACUCAAAAAAUGAUUGAGAUCGUGGCAAGUGAUACUAAACAGGUGGCGUGAGAUUUUCGUCAGCCUGAGUGAAUGUUUUAGUUUUGUAGCAGUAAGAUGCUGAUGUUAGAUGAUAGUGAAUUUACGUGGUACUAGAAGUUUCGAGAAGAUCUUCAUGAAGAGGGCGUUUAUAAAAUUCCCUGGAAUUGCUUAUCGUUGGUUUGUGCUACUCGUUUCUUCGUAGUGUAUGAAAAGUUUAGGGGUGUGUGGUCUGUUGAUGAAAAUAUAUUAGACAGUUGGGACGUUGAGAGUUGGAUCUCCAUGAACCGUUUAAUAUUCUAUUUACUAGUAAUCCAUCAUCAUUCAUUCAUUGAAACUUUAUUAUCAUCUGUAAUUUUGGGAGUGUAGAGAAAGAGAGAGCCUUGAAUUG
This is a messenger RNA of Erythranthe guttata (spotted monkey flower), 1286 nucleotides long. NCBI's taxonomy places the organism in Eukaryota, Viridiplantae, Streptophyta, Magnoliopsida, Lamiales, Phrymaceae. The record is from RefSeq and is a predicted model, not a curated record.